GGUAGCCAAAAAAAUGACCCGUAGCUCUUUCCGUUGUUUUCCGUCAACCGUGUCACAAGUGUAUGUAAUUUGUUUAAAAUCAUGAUGAUAGCGUGACUACUAUUACUUAUACUGCUGUACUGAUGAAGAAAUGUCGAAUUCAUUGGCAAGCAGGCGUUGGAAAAUAUUGCGACAGGCAAUAACAAAGCGUACUGGCAGCAGUGAUGAGACCUCAUCCAUAUCCGUGAGACGCUUUCAGUCAUUUGGACUGAUACACACAGGUUCAUUACCCAAGGAAGUUGUGUGCACAACCCAGACAGGUAGUUUCUGGCAAACUAACUACAGUAAAGAGUUUCCUGAUUUUACUGUUUAUAUAAGAUACUUAACAGCAUUGAAUCUUGACGACCUAGUCGGCUUCAACAAUACUGGAAAUGUUUGUGUGUGGCCUUCGGAGGAGGUUCUCACUUACUACUGUCUCAAGAAUCGUGAUUUGUUCAGUCGGAAGUCAAUCUGUGAGCUUGGAGGAGGCAUGACCUGUCUAGCUGCUGUAGCAUUAUCUGUGAUACCAGGAGGUGCCGACAGAGUUCUAAUGACUGAUGGAAAUGCGAAUUCGAUUAAUAAUUUAAAGGAGAUACUCAAACACAACAAAGACAGACUGAAAUCAUCAUCGAUUGAGGUGAGAUCGCUACAGUGGGAUAGAUAUGAAGAGUAUUUAGACAUUGAACAUCAGUUUGAUGUUAUUCUUUCUGCUGACUGUCUUUUUUUUGAUAAAGCCCAUGAGGAUCUGCUACACACUAUACAAAAACUCUUGACGAAUAAGGGAACAGCAUUUCUUCUUGCACCAAGUAGAAGUGGAACUCUUGACAGUUUUGUAAAGCGAGCCCAAUCAUCUUUCAAUGUAGAGAAGCAAGAACAAUAUGACGAUCAUGUGUGGCAGAGGCACUGCGAAGUUAGACAAUCUGAUCCAUGUUACAAUGAAAACCUACAUUAUCCUCUGUUGCUCAAGUUGUCAAAGCGAGAUUAAGGAUUUGAUGUAGUUGUAUAUUUGUGUUCAUAUAUAUACACUUAUCGUAACUAUAUAUAAUGCAAAUUGUAGAUUUUA
Molecule: messenger RNA, 1081 nt
Organism: Priapulus caudatus
Lineage: Eukaryota; Metazoa; Priapulida; Priapulimorpha; Priapulimorphida; Priapulidae
Product: calmodulin-lysine N-methyltransferase-like
Exons: 9
Coding region: 131-1003 (290 amino acids)
Cellular component (GO): cytoplasm
Molecular function (GO): calmodulin-lysine N-methyltransferase activity
Source: RefSeq, a predicted model, not a curated record